Vespula vulgaris is the source of this 1186-nucleotide messenger RNA. It is a transcript of the gene Prosbeta7, whose product is annotated as proteasome subunit beta type-4. Lineage: Eukaryota; Metazoa; Arthropoda; Insecta; Hymenoptera; Vespidae. The record is from RefSeq and is a predicted model, not a curated record. Gene Ontology annotation, cellular component: proteasome core complex. The transcript has 5 exons. The coding region runs from base 36 to 818 and encodes 260 amino acids.
UGACAUUUCAAAGUUGUUCGUGACUUGUAGUAAAUAUGGCGCUUUUCGGUGGUAAUGUUUGUUCUACUCCCGCACCUUUUUGGCAAAAUGGUCCAACGCCGGGCUGUUUUUAUGAUUUUCCUGGCAGUACCAUGCAGUCAGUCGAUCACGGAAUGCGUCAAAGAUCACAAGCACCUAUGACAACUGGAACAUCAGUAAUUGGCAUACAAUUUAAAGAUGGAGUUAUUAUUGCUGCCGAUAUCCUAGCAUCUUAUGGUUCAUUAGCUAGAUAUAGAAAUUGUGAACGUAUCAUGAAAGUCAAUGAUAAUAUUCUUCUUGGUGCUAGCGGUGAUUAUGCAGAUUUUCAGUGCAUCAAAAGUAACAUUGAAAAGAAAAUUCUAGAUGAACAAUGUUUAGAUGAUGGAUUUUCUUUAAAACCUAAAGCACUUUAUUGUUGGUUAACUCGUGUGAUGUAUAACAGACGAUCAAGUUAUGAUCCAUUUUGGAACAAUUUUGUAAUUGCAGGUUUACAUGAUGGAAAACCGUUUUUAGGUACAGUAGAUAAACUUGGAACUGCUUACAUUGAUCCAGUAAUUGCAACUGGUUAUGGUGCCUAUAUGGCAACACCUUUAUUGCGGAAAGCAUAUGAAGAAAACAGUGAAAUGACUAAAGAAGAAGCAAAAGAACUUCUUUACAAAGCUAUGCAAGUUCUUUUUUACAGAGACGCUCGUUCUUUUCCUAAGUAUUAUCUUGGUGUGAUUACUAAAGAUGAAGGUGUGGAGAUUGAAGGUCCAUUAACAUUAGACAGUAACUGGGAAGCAGCUGUUCUAACCAAAUAAAUAUCAAAUCUUGGAUUUAAAAUAUUUCAAAAUAAUUUUAUUAAAUAAAAUUUAAUUAUAUAAUCAAAGACAAUUUAUUCUACAGCAUAGCUUGUUUUGAAUUAUAUAAAGUUUUACUUUCUACCAACUUUAUAAAUAUCAGUAACUAUUUUGUCAUUAUUUCACAACCAUUAUCAGUUAUCAAAAUGGUAUGUUCCACUUGUGCAGUUCUAGCAUCAUCUACUGUUACAGCUGUCCAACCAUCCUCUAAAAUUUCUACCUCUUUUCCACCUUGAGUCAGAAUUGGCUCUAUAGUAAAUGUCAUACCUGGCUGCAUUCUUUCAGGAGAUUCGUGCGCUAAAUUCAAUAAAAAAUAUUUCAUUCCAAUA